This is a messenger RNA of Esox lucius (northern pike), 1658 nucleotides long. RefSeq names its product ectonucleoside triphosphate diphosphohydrolase 5. Gene Ontology annotation, biological process: nucleoside diphosphate catabolic process. The transcript has 14 exons. Gene Ontology annotation, cellular component: membrane. Gene Ontology annotation, molecular function: GDP phosphatase activity; UDP phosphatase activity. The record is from RefSeq and is a predicted model, not a curated record. NCBI's taxonomy places the organism in Eukaryota, Metazoa, Chordata, Actinopteri, Esociformes, Esocidae. Bases 334 to 1650 code for a protein of 438 amino acids.
GUGGUUAAGCCGCUGCCUCAUGCGCUGAGGUGCUCGUGCGGCGUGGAUUCGAGUCCGACCUACUGUUCUUUCAACAAAAUCUCUUACUUUUUACCACUUUCCUGACAUUUGAAGCGUAAAAUACAUGUCUAAAAAUAUAUCUUUAAAAGUAUGUAUAUUUGUAAAGCCAUUUAUUUUUUUACAUCAGCUGUUAAGUUGUCACAGCACUUUACAGACAGAAAUCGGGAACAUUGGAAAAAUCUUAGAGGACUGGGUGGCCAGUGGCUGUACUGAGUAGAUUUAAGAGUACAUUUAAUAUUAAGGCCAGAUUCUUUUUCAAGAUGUUCAAACAAGAUGUCUCUCCAGGUUCCUCUACUUCCUGCGAUGUUCCUGUCUCUGGUUCUGGUUGUCUUGGCUCUGGCAGGGGUUACUCAUGCUCAGCACAGGGCUACAGCAGUGGAUUUCUCAGCCAGCCUGGGUAACCUCCUCCCCUGCCUCACCCGGCCAGCCAACUCCAGCCACAUCUUCUACGGGGUCAUGUUUGAUGCCGGCAGCACUGGAACACGCAUCCAUGUCUACACCUUCAUACAGAAAAACCCUGAGGAAUUACCAGUGUUGGAUAAUGAGGUGUUCCAUUCCAUCAAGCCUGGUCUAUCAGCAUAUGCAGACAUGCCUGAAAUGGGUGGCUACACAGUGAGUGAGCUUCUGAAGGUAGCUAAGAAUACAGUUCCUCGGCUGGAGUGGAAGAGAACCCCGCUCGUCCUGAAAGCCACAGCAGGUCUCCGGCUGUUGCCCCCAGAGAAAGCCAAGGCUCUCCUGGAAGAGGUCCAGGACGUGUUUGAUGAAUCUCCCUUCUACGUCCCAGACGACAGCGUCAGCAUAAUGAAUGGCACAAGUGAAGGAAUCUUGGCAUGGGUAACUGUGAACUUUUUGACAGGUCAUCUGCAUGCUGAAUCCGGGAAGACAGUGGGGAUUCUGGAUCUAGGGGGAGGAUCGACUCAAAUCACCUUUCUACCUAAAUCCAAGAAAACCAUUCAAAGUUCACCUGCUGACUACAUUGCCAGAUUUGACCUAUUCAACUCAACGUAUGAACUGUACACUCACAGCUACUUGGGAUAUGGACUGAUGGCAGCUAGGCUAGCAGCCCUGGGUGCCCUGGGAGCCGAAGGAUUGGAGUGGAGAGUGUUCAGAAGCUCCUGCCUGCCCAAGAAGUUCAAAGAUGAUUGGAGCUUUGGAGGACUCACCUACAAAGUCAGUGGGAUUGUGGAUGGUUACGCGGGAUACAAGCUGUGUUACCAGGAGAUGUUGAAGGUGGUGAAGGGAGUAAUUCACCAGCCAUACGAGUUGAAAGACACCAGCAUUUUCUACGCCUUCUCCUACUACUAUGACCGAGCUGUGGACGCAGGCCUCAUCGAUGGGACCCAAGGAGGAACGCUGGAGGUCAGGGACUUUAAGAAGAGCGCUAAAGAGGUGUGUAACAAGAUGUCUAAGUACCGGAGCGUCAGCCCCUUCCUGUGUAUGGACAUGACCUACAUAACAUGUCUGCUCAAAGACGGCUUCGGCUUCAAGGAGAAUACUGUACUGCAGCUGACUAAGAAAGUGAACAACGUAGAGACGAGCUGGGCUUUGGGUGCCACGUUCAACCACUUCCAUAACCUAAAGAUCCACUGAGAGACGAG